AUGGAAUUUCCUAAUGGAGAGCAAUCUCGUGAGCUACUUCAAGCUCAAGCUCACAUAUGGAAUCAAAUAUUCAACUUCAUAAACUCUAUGUCACUUAAAUGUGCAAUUCAACUAGGCAUACCAGAUGUCAUCCACAGCCAUGGCCGUCCUAUGACCCAAUCUGAGUUGGUAGAUGCUCUUCCAAUCCACCAAACAAAAACCAAGUUCAUCUAUCGCCUCAUGUGCAUCGUGAUUCACUCUGACUUUUUUGUGAGGCAAAAGAUCUUAGAAAAUAAUGAAGAAGGAGGUUAUUUGCUCACAUUGGCUUCUCAACUCCUCCUAAAGGACGAGCCCUUUAGCAUGACGCCCUUUUUGCUAGGCGUGCUUGAUCCAAAUUUGACAAAUCCAUGGCACCAUGUGAGGGGUGCUCGAGGCGUUCAAUUCCCUCGUGGACGUUGGCGGUGGCACAAGGACAAUUGCCAAGGCCAUUGCAGACGAAUUCCACAUUUGAAGUGUAUCGUGCUUGAUCUCCCACAUGUUGUGGCCGACCUCGAAGGGACUGAGAGCUUGAGCUAUGUUGGAGGCGACAUGUUUGAGGCUAUUCCUCCUGCAGAUGCUGUUUUACUAAAGAUAAUUUGUAUUGUUUUGCAACUUAUGGGACUCGUAGCUAUUAAUUAUCUUGGUCCCUCCUACUCUAUUGCGAUAGCGAUAUUUUUGGCAACCUAUGGAGUCCACAUAAAAUUUGUGGAAUAG
Ilex paraguariensis (yerba mate) is the source of this 732-nucleotide messenger RNA. Lineage: Eukaryota; Viridiplantae; Streptophyta; Magnoliopsida; Aquifoliales; Aquifoliaceae. The record is from the annotation of a GenBank genome assembly.